Psylliodes chrysocephalus is the source of this 1614-nucleotide messenger RNA. The record is from the annotation of a GenBank genome assembly. Lineage: Eukaryota; Metazoa; Arthropoda; Insecta; Coleoptera; Chrysomelidae.
AUGUCAUUUAGGUGUCGUAAUUUUCAGCCAAAUAAUAAAAAUAAAUACGAAAUGGAUCCUCUUCCCUUAAUACCAGAAAACCCUGUCAGUCAUGAAGUUACUCCUAUAUUAAGAAGAACCCUUCAGGACACCUUGAAUGGAGAAAUUUAUCCGAAACAAAUCGCCGAGCAGUUCGUAAAGGAUGUUAAAGAGGACGAACCAGCAUUUAAGCAUAAUGCUAAACGAGUUUUGGAGAUACACGAACGUGCCCAAGAGAUCACGGCCAAAACCCAAUUAGCAGCUGCUGACAUAAUGUAUCAAAACGCCUUAUAUUUGAUACAAAAGGACAAACUGGACUGCUCCUUUGAACUCAGAGAAAGGAUCAAAUUGGAGCGUUGUCGACUUUUCAAACGAUUAGAAGCCGAAUUUGUUUUGGAGUUUAAUUUGAUUAAAUCUUCGGAUUUGCUUCCUGACAUGAUUCAUCGAUAUUUAGAUUUUAGAAAUCAUGAACACACCAUUUGUCCUGGCUGUAUCGAAAAAAUAAAAACAAAGGACAACAAACAGAGGAAAAACCUACAAAUUAAGAAAAAUUUACAAUCUGACACAGUGACAAUCAUCAAAAAACCAAGUUUUCACGUAGAUCCUAAAUGUGUAAUUUUUCACAACUACGAUAUAAGCGAAAUUUACAAAAGAAACGUCAAAAUAAUCAACACUAGUGGUACAACACAGUCAAUAGCUAUAAGAAGCUUGCCGGAAACUUCAUAUUUCUCAGCUAUGAUAAUAAACAACCAACGAUUAGCACCUGGAAUGAGUGUGGUCCUUACUAUAACGUUCAAACCGAAAAUUUUCAGAAACAUCGAAGACAGAGUUGUCUUAAAGAACAAAGACGGAGAAAUGUUUGAGCUAAUUCUAAGCUGUACGCGUGACCUACCAAAACUGAUAACUUGUAUCUUCAAAUCGAACAGCAACCUUUUGGAUAGAUGCGAUCCAGAUAGUAAUCAUUUCGUCGAAAAACGAAGAGAAGCCCUGAACUCCACCAUAGAUUGCGGCAGUUGCCUAGUUAGUCAGUACGUUUUGAUUUCAAUAGUUCUAGAAAACAAAGGCAACGACGGCAAGUUUUUUAUCAUUACCGAGGACGAUUGGUUUUUUCAAAAUGUAGAAACCGUUUCUACUUGCAUGGAACUGUUCAAAGGCCCAUUCUGGAUCUAUCCGACUUACUUCGAAAUUUGUAGCGAAGAAAUCGUAGAAGUUAACAUAAUAUUCCAGCCGACCAAGCCGGGUUUACAAGUAGAAACGUUGUAUUUAAUAUGCAACAACAACGCCUUCCAACAAAUCGAAUUAGUAGGAGAUGCUUUGGAGUUUUCUAAAAGCUACAUAGAAAUUGAUAUACCUCCUAAGGAUUCAGUUAUAAAUAAGAAAAAGGACUAUUGUGUUUAUUUUGGAAACGUCAGAAACGGUAUGACACAAACUUUGGUUGUUUUAAUUCGUAAUAAAAAGGUAAGAUUAUUGACGUGCGAAUGGAAAUUUACCAACAGAAUAUUGGAAGGUCUCCAAAAUAUCAAAGAGAAUUGGAUAUUGCAGAGAAACUACCACAACGAAAUUGGCCCCUUACGGGGCUAUCGAAUACGAAUUUAA